Molecule: messenger RNA, 3140 nt
Organism: Passer montanus (Eurasian tree sparrow)
Lineage: Eukaryota; Metazoa; Chordata; Aves; Passeriformes; Passeridae
Gene: AP4S1
Product: adaptor related protein complex 4 subunit sigma 1
Exons: 8
Coding region: 582-1016 (144 amino acids)
Biological process (GO): vesicle-mediated transport; protein transport
Cellular component (GO): intracellular membrane-bounded organelle
Source: RefSeq, a predicted model, not a curated record
GGGCCCGGGGCUGCGGUGCCUUCCUGGGGCUCCCUGGGGCUCCCUGAGGCUUCCUGCGGCCGGGAGGGCUCCCCCCGCCUCGGCCGGCCCCGGGGCGGUCGGUGCCGGGGCCGGCGGCGCGGGGCCCGGCCGGGCGGUUCCCCUGUGCCCCCGGUGACAGUCGGAAGUGGCGGCGAGGCUCGGUUCGCCCCGCCGCUCGGGAGUGCCGAGCGCCUGGAGGAGUGGGCGGGAAUGCGGCCGGGCCGGGGCCCGCGUCCUAAAGCGAGGCGCAGCGCGCGUCCAGCACUUCUGUUUUUGAGACUCUGCGCUGUUUAAUGUGCGCUGGGUUUGCCCUAGAAAGAGGUGGUUUAGAAUGGGUACAUUAAAUUUACGGGCCAAACUCGUGUUGAUUCAGAAGCCCACGGCAGCAGCAGUGACCAGCAUCCACGACUCCGCUGUCGGUGUGACGCAGCACAAGUGCGUUCCUCAAGAGGCUCCACGUGCCGGGAAGAGAAGCUGUGAGACCUAAGAUGCACCAGAAAUACUGGUCCUGAUUUCUGCACCCAAAAUUGAAAUCUACCACUGAAAUUAACAGAGAAGAAAUGAUAAAAUUUUUUCUUAUGGUUAACAAACAAGGUCAAACAAGACUGUCCAGGUAUUAUGAGCAUGUAGAAAUUAAUAAACGGACAAUGCUGGAAGCUGAAGUAAUCAAAAACUGUCUUUCCCGUUCGAAGGAUGAGUGCUCUUUUGUUGAGUAUAAGGACUUCAAGCUGGUGUACCGGCAGUAUGCAGCCCUCUUCAUAGUUGUUGGCAUCGACCAGACAGAGAAUGAGAUGGCAGUAUAUGAACUAAUUCAUAAUUUUGUGGAAGUUUUGGACAAAUACUUCAGCAGAGUGAGUGAAUUAGAUAUCAUGUUCAAUUUGGACAGAGUGCACAUCAUUUUGGAUGAAAUGGUGCUAAAUGGCUGCAUUGUGGAAACGAACCGGAACAGAAUUCUCGCCCCUCUGUUUGUCCUUGACAAAGUGGCCGAAGGCUAGGAAGAUGCAGGAGUGCCAUCUUACAAAAGAUGGCAAAAGCAUCAGGAAUGUGCCUAUAGCAGUUUUCUGCUGUUGCAAGACUGACUCAUGCAACAUCCAAAUUAGCUAGAAAAUAUUUUCCUUUUCUCUUAUACUCUCUCUACCCAGUGGGAAAGAUACAACUAAACAUGUGGAUGCAUUUGGAUCAAACUUCACUGACCCAGCAGAAAUCUUCCUAGAAUGGUCAAUAAUUAUAAAACCUUUUUUUGGAUCAAACAAUGGAAACUUACCAUGACUGACUAGGUAUCACUUGGAAUUAUGUAGUAUCAUGCCAGACCUAGAAGACAAAAUACAGAAAUAUAAAUUCAAACUGAGUUUCAGUUCUUCCCUUUAAGCACCAACUUAACUUAUUUUCAUACAAAUUUACUGUUAAUAAUAGUUCUAUGACUUUUAUACCUACUUUUAAACUAUAUUCAUCCUUCAUAAAAAAGCUGGUUUCCCUACCUUUGCCAUUCAAGUCAUUGACACAAAAAGAAAAGUACAGAUGUAUUAAGUAUUUCUGCAUACUCUGCAAGUUGUAACUGGAAUUAUUUAGCACUUAAAUAUUAUAAUAUUAAUAAAAGAUAAUUAAAAUCAGAAGUUUAAUGCUCUUUUGUCAUGUUUGCUUUAUAAAUUACACAGUAUCUUUUCUCUCUUGGCACACCAGUUUGUUUUUUUUUUCUCUUGUCUAUGCUAUCUAUGCAUCAAGAGCAAAACUCUUACAGAAGAUGAGUAAUAAAAGAUACAAUUCUCAGGACCAGGUGGGUACCAAAUGAAGUCUCCCUUCUUGAGCAGGAAGCCACAGCUACACUAAAUUGCAUUCCCAGGCAUCCAGUACGCUGAUUCACACUGCACACUACUCUGUCAGUCAGGGGACAGUUGGCAAUCUCAGCUUACUUCCACUUACCUUUCCAGAACUGCUAUCUGCCUCCUUCUUAACCUCCAGCCUAACCCUACACAUCACCUGAUACUGAAUAAGCAUAUUCUGUGUGAAAGCACAUACUGGUCACAUAAACAUCACUCAGAAACCAGGGUCUAAGGAGCAGAGUGUUGUGUGUGAGAAUAAUCCACAGGGCUUUCACACAGUAACACAUUUAUCAAAACAGGAUGAUGUUGGGACUGGAGCGGAGUUGCAUAAACCUGGAUACAGGUGUUUGUCUGAAGCACAACAGGCACAGGAGUGGGCAGGAUGGUGGAUAUUCCCCUCCAGUUCUGCAUUAGGGAAAAUCUAAAAAACAAUGCUGUAAAGUCCUACAGAAAAUGCCAUGAAAAAUAAUAUGGCACCAAUCUGAUGUGUAUGUGCAAGGCAGAAUCUUUUGGCAAGUCCACCUCAGCAGUGGCCUGAGAAGAGGAUGUUACCAAAGACAACCGGCACAAAGCAAAACUUAUUACGUAGAAUCAACCACAAUAGCUUUUUUUUUCUGGUAUCAACUACUUAAAAUCUUUAAAACCAUAUAUUGCUUUAUCUUACUGUAAGCCACUUUUCUUCCAAUAAAUAUCACGUGCUAACACCAAGACAGCUAGUCCAUCUCGAGUGAAGCUGAAUCAGCUGUAUCACCUGACCCAGAUUUUAUUCCACUGUAAUGAAGAACUGUAGUCUCAGGUCACAUAGGCUCACUGAAGAGCACCAAAACCUGCCACAUGCAGGUUAUUAGUGCCAGACUCAAGAAGUUCCACUCACUCUGAAAAGAUUUGAACACAGAGAUGAAUUUGUGAGCUCAGUAGUUCUCUUAUGUAGUUCUUUGAAACCUUUAAAAAAGCAUGGCACAUUGUUCAGAACAUGUACAGAGAUUUAGUGAGUACUAAGGAAGUAUUCAGAAGAGACAUUUUUAUAUGUUGCAAACAUUUUAAUGAUUACUUUUGAGCUUACACAUUGGGUGCUUUUUUUUUUUAAACUUCAAACUGCAACAAGUUAAAUAAAUGUUUAUAAUAUACAAAGAAAAUACAACCGAAAGUAAAACUUGCUUUAAGUGUGCCUUGCACUAGGAACCAGUGUUUUUUAAUAGCUUUAUUGUUGAGCUGCACAAACACACUUAAGGAUUUGAUCUUUAUAGCAGGGCAUUUUGAGAAAUCAAAAUAUAUUCCCACUUGAAAGAAAAAGAAGAA